AUGGAUACCAUACCAGAGGAAGCAAAUUUUCGUGAUCACCUGCUGGACGAAGAUCAUGGGCUAUGUGUUUACAUUGCCACCAUUUGUAAGACACGCUUUGUUAUACUGCAGAACGAAAUCACCGAUACUGGGCAGUUUUUUCUUGAACUUGAGCAUAUUCAAGAUGAAGCAGAAAGAGAUGUUUCUGUUCGAUAUUUCUUGGAUGAAAAAUCUUUGUCAAAAAUUAUAUCAUCUAUGGAUACAGAAUACGAUCGCAUGGCUCUUAAAGAAGUGAUAUUUGCAGUACACUCUAGGACUGAAACUUACAACCUUGGUAUCAAACCAGACAGGGCCGUAACAUUCCUUUCUAAAGUACUUUUUGCAUGCGAGGAAAGUGAGAAGACAUUACAAGAAGCAGCAGACGUUCUUCAAGUCAGAACAUGUGAUAGAAUUAAGAAACUGGAAAACAAAGUUCAAAGUAUUGAUCAAAAAAUUGAAAAACAAGAGCAUUUUCUCUCAGAAAAGAGGAGGACUGAUCUUGAAGGAGAAAAAGAUGCACUCAAUGAACGGUUGGAUAAUCUAAAAACACUAAGAAUGAAUGAUGAAAGAGCGGGCAGAAGAGUGAAACAAGCAAGGAAACGAAUUGCCAAUCAGCUUUUGAAUUCACGUGGAAUUAAAAGACGAAAACUUGGCGCAGGUCUGCCCUCCUUACUGGACGAAGAAGAUGAAGAAUUUAUUGCAAAGGCAAUUGAAAGUAAAAGUACAUGCCAUGGACGGCGUCAUGAAACAACACUCUUCACACACCACAGAGUGAAAAAGAGGCACUUUCUUUCACUUGCGCACCACUCUUUAUUAAAAAGAGGCAAGAAACUAAUCACAUCUGCUACAACAGUGACUAAUAGAGGGAAACCAAGAAAUAUUAAAUCAGUGGCUGCAAAGGCUCAUCAUGGAAAGUGACUAUGGUGUGCAAAAAAGCCUCGCAAGACUGAAGAAAGUGAGACUGUGUCAACACAUCAUCAGCGCACACAUAUCCGAAAUGCAAAGUUCAGCAUGUUUGCUAAGGAGCAAGAGAAACAUAGUGUUGUAAUAAGUAUGGAUGACAAAGCAUACCUAUGACCUGGUACUGAUGUUGGUGCAAGGGAUACAAAAGCUGGUGUUGUGUAUGAUGUUGCUGAUCCUAAUAAAAGACGAAAACUACCCCAGCAUGAUUUCAAUCAACCACAAGUGAAUCAAACACCAGUAUCAUUCCGUUUCAUUAAAGGACAUGUAGAGGAAAUUGAAGGCAAGAACAAUUUGAUAAAUGACAAAGACCAGACUGUUGUAAUUAUUCGACCAAAGUACUACAUUGGUAGGUCUGGUAGUGUCUGGGCCUCAGAUUAUCUCACAUUAUGCCACAAACAUCCAUCACUAUUUCAAGAGUCUGGAUUGAAUCCAUGCAGCAAUGAGUUAAACAAAUAUGUCUGUCAUAUUCAUGAUAUCAUGUUCUAUUUUGUGGAUCUCACAAUGAUGGAAGACGUGCAAAAUGCAACCACAAAACCUCACUGUCAGCAUAGGCAAUAUGAAGAAGAAAAGUUACAUUGGCUGGUGCAACAAAGUCAAGAUGCAGUCCUUGAGAAGGAAGGAAUUCUACUAGAUUCUGAAAGAGAAAUUGCAAAUGAACUUGAAAACGAUAUUCAUGGAAUUCAAGACAAAGCACAGUUUUGUAAACAGAAUUGCUGUGAAUUGAUCAGAAAGAAAGAACUUUGGGAGAAACUGUUCAGAGAAACUGUUCAGAGAUCCUUCUUCAAAUUGAAAUGUUGCAGCUUCCACCAAUGUGUUGUGAUGUGCUCAAAGCCACUGAUGCAGGACCAGGAGUUGGAGUGUCAAAUAUAGAAGUCCGCUUCAGAGAUGUUGAAACAGCAAGAAUGCACUCCUCAGAUCGUGUAAAUCGUAUUCACCGGGCCCCUGGAGACUCUGGACAGAACAAAGCCGAGAGAUCAAAUGCAGCAAUCGGAGAUGCUUUGGUGGAUGGAGGGUCACUAAAAUGGCAGUAUUAUGGGCCUUUUGAUGGCCUUGCUGAAGACGAAAUUGAUAAACUUUCAAUUUCAGAAGUCAAGAAAAGGGAGGAGGAAUGCAUGGAGAAAAAUGCCUGGAGAGUAUCUGACGAAAUUAAGCAAGUCAUCGAUGAUGAACCAGGUCCUGCUGGCGAUUUCAUGAAAUGCUCUGUCACCACUAGUAAAGAAAUGCAGUUCCUUUUCCAUUCAGCAUACCUGAUGAAAUAUUCCACUGCCAAGUCAGAAGUGAGGAGGAAAUCAAUCCCUGGAAAUACCUACUUCAGCAAAAUCAAUGCUUUCAUGGUUGCUCAUUGUGACAUUGGUGAAAUGUAUUUUGAGUAUUUGAAAGGGUCUUGUGAAGCGAAAAGCGGCAAAAGAUGCAAUUAUUGCAUUUCUCAUGACUUUUGCUGCUCUUCCAUUACUCGUGCCGCAAGGCCUUAUCCUAAUUUGAAAAUUUCUGGCUUCCAUUACCUCGCUGCAAAAGAUGCCCCUACUGCUGAAAGAAGUGUUGAUGACUAUCAUCCAAGGGUGCAGUUGAAAAAGACCUUUGCUCAAAACAAAGAUUACUUUGAUGAGCCAAACCAUAUUGAACAAUUUUCAAAGAAAUUUGUGGUAGCAGAAGCAGCUGUUCGGAAAUAUGUGGAUCAUAUGAAGCUUUUGGAGUUAAAGCAUUAA
Paramuricea clavata is the source of this 2687-nucleotide messenger RNA. The record is from the annotation of a GenBank genome assembly. Lineage: Eukaryota; Metazoa; Cnidaria; Anthozoa; Malacalcyonacea; Plexauridae.